AUGAACCGCGGCCAGAGACCAGCAGAGGAGCGCCAGUUCCCACAAACUGAAGGAUAUACAGUUGACUGCGGACUCUCAGAGACUCACUGUGAAGUUGUGGCCUCAGCUCUGAAGUCCGACGCCUCCCAUCUGAGAGAGCUGGACCUGAGUGACAACGAUCUGCAGGAUUCAGGAGUGAAGCUGCUGUGUUCUGGACUAAAGAGUCCAAACUGUAGACUGGAGAGGCUAAGACGCAGGUUGUCAGAGAUCAGCUGUGCUGCUCUGGCCUCAGCUCUGAAGUCCAACCCCUCCCAUCUGAGAGAGCUGAACCUGAGUGAGAACAAUCUGAAGGACUCAUUGGUGAAGCUGCUGAAACAUGUGUUAGGAUUUGGAGUUAAUCUUCUGGAAGUUCCAAGAACGAUUUCACCCGGGGGGAAAUUUCAGAAGUGA
Messenger RNA from Trematomus bernacchii (emerald rockcod), 429 nucleotides. RefSeq names its product ribonuclease inhibitor-like. NCBI's taxonomy places the organism in Eukaryota, Metazoa, Chordata, Actinopteri, Perciformes, Nototheniidae. The record is from RefSeq and is a predicted model, not a curated record. The transcript has 5 exons. Bases 1 to 429 code for a protein of 142 amino acids. Gene Ontology annotation, molecular function: protein binding.